Molecule: messenger RNA, 2115 nt
Organism: Varanus komodoensis (Komodo dragon)
Lineage: Eukaryota; Metazoa; Chordata; Lepidosauria; Squamata; Varanidae
Gene: NSRP1
Product: nuclear speckle splicing regulatory protein 1
Exons: 7
Coding region: 222-1613 (463 amino acids)
Biological process (GO): regulation of alternative mRNA splicing, via spliceosome
Source: RefSeq, a predicted model, not a curated record
UCCCAGGCCUCUGUGUGGGGAAAGCCUCCCCCAAGUCGGGCCCCACGGCCAUCUUGGUGCUGCUGCUGCGCUGCCAAAGCUCUCGUUUUGCUCUUAUUUGUGUCACGGCUCUGCUGCCCCACCGGUGAAGCUCGCCGUUGCACUGGUCACAUGCAAUUCCUGGAUAUGGUCUUAUAUUUCCCAAGAAAGCACAGAAGACUUUGGUCAAACAUGCGGUGUUCAUGGAUGACUCAGAUGAAGAGUCUUCCGUGGGUGAGAGCCUUCAACGGGAAGCGCUGAAAAAGCAAGCAAUGAAGCAAACCAAGCUUGAGAUCCAGAGAGCACUUGCUGAAGACUCCACCGUCUAUGAAUAUGACAAUAUUUAUGAUGACAUACAGCAAAAGAAGGCAGAAAGCCACGCCAGCUUCCUUGCAGGGAAAGGGGAAAAAAAGCCCAAGUACAUCCAAAAUAUACUCAAGGCAGCCGAGCUCAGGAAGAAGGAACAGGAAAAGAGGAUGGAGAAGAAAAUUCAGAAGGAGCGUGAAAUGGAAGGGGGCGCCUUCGACGACAAGGAGGCCUUUGUGACGUCCGCCUACAAGAAGAAGCUUCAGGAAAGAGCUGAAGAGGAAGAGAGGGAGAAGAGGGAGGCAGCCAUGGAAGCAUGCCUGGAUGUGACCAAGCAGAAGGAUCUCAGCGGCUUUUACAGGCACCUGCUAAACCAGACGGUGGGGGAAGAGGAAGUGCCCAAGUGCAGCUUGCGUGAGGCCAGGUUGAAGGAAGAAGAAGAGCCCAGCGGAAAGCCUGCCUCCAGAGAAGCGAGCCGCAGUCCCAUUGAGCCGACACGGGCGCCCCUUCCUCCCAAGGGGGAAGGGAACCCGGAUGCCGACAGCGACCCGGGAGCGGGCAGCGGUGAGGACGACAGCAGCGCUCAAGUGCGGGGCAGCAGCAGAGCCGGGGAGAAAAAGGAGCACGGGCAGGCCCACUCCAAGCACCGCCCCGGCCGAAGGGGCUCCCGGUCGCCGAGCGAGGAGAGAAGCCGCCAUGCAAGGGUGCCUGCGAGGCACCCGGAGAGAGAAGACGGCAGCAGGAAGGAGAAAGGCGGGUCACACCGGGAACGAGAGCGUGAGAGAAGACACAGGGGCCACGACAGGGAGGAGCAUCCCCGAGCCGAGGAUUCUUCCGGGAGGCAGGAAGAACGGGAUGACAGACAGAGGAGGAAAGACAGGAAGGAGAGAGAUGACUAUCGCCGGGAACUGAGGGAAGAGAGAGACAGGGAGGACAAGUACUCGGAGUGGGAGCAGCAAGUGAAGGGAAGGCCGGCUAGCCAUGGGGAGCGGGACAGGGGGGCGAAGGAAGACAGAAGUGAGAAGAGGCAGCGGGAGUGGAAAAACAGCAGCCCCGGGCCCUUGGGAGACGUAGGGGAGGAGAGGAAGGGUCCACCGUCGGACUCCGAGCGGUCUCCAGAACUGAGGCACAAGGAGGGAGCAGACCAGGAGGAGAAACCUCUGGAGAACCGGAGCAAAUUUGCGAAGCGAAGCAAUGUCGAGAGUGUCACGUCUGCGAGGGACCGCUACCUGGCUCGGCUGAUGGCCCGCGCAGGCGCCAAACCCUACGUGGAAAAGGAGGAGGACUAGGCUUCCUCUUGGGGAGAGUCUCAGGAAGUGACGAGGGGCCACGGGGGAAUCUUUGGUGGCCGUAAACGGCACAUGGGCACGAACGCACUUCCUGCCCAUCUCUUUCUAGAGGACCUUAGCAUGGUGCCCUUCCAUGUAGAAGGAAGCUGGAAGGAACUUGGACAUCUGUACGACGGGUGGAGAACGCCUGUCCGGGGCACCCCGUCCCUUGUUUAAACUCCGUGUUGCGUGUGGGCAGUGAGCUCAGUGGAUCGCAUCCCGAGCCCCAUGUAGUGCAUGAUGGUCCCUUGAGAUCCCACGCCUGACGGUAUCCAGGAAGAUGCGCAAAAUCCUGACCUGGAAUGUGAAUAAGACCGGCGGCAGCAGAAAUUCUUACUAUUUGACUGGUUUGUUCGAAAUACUCUCUAGUUCGCUGGUGAGCUUGCAUGCUUGGAAUUUCUCUGUUGGGUUUUGUAUUUUCUGCUGUACAGAAUUGCUGGAAUAAAGGAGACGUUGAAUUGGG